Neurospora tetraspora is the source of this 675-nucleotide messenger RNA. RefSeq lists its product as uncharacterized. The transcript has 4 exons. Lineage: Eukaryota; Fungi; Ascomycota; Sordariomycetes; Sordariales; Sordariaceae. The coding region runs from base 1 to 675 and encodes 224 amino acids. The record is from RefSeq and is a predicted model, not a curated record.
AUGGCGGAAGGUGAACGCUACACCCGACUGUUUGUUGACCGCAAGCCUAGGCUAAAGGAACCAGUUCGAAUGGAGGACCAAGUGGUACGGCUGGCACAACCGCCGUCGUUGGCGCAGCGUUUCCUCAAGUUGGGGCGCGGGAGUCCUCUGUUGUCCGGCUGCGUUGGGGGCCAAAGAGAAGUCGUCGUCAGAGACUGGAGGGAGAGGUACGACGUCAAGUCGUCAAGAGCCGUCGAGCCGGAUAUGACCAGGAGUAAGAGUGGAUCUGAAGAGAGAAAGAAGGAAGCUGAAGAGCCCGGUCAAGUGCCUGGUCCUCGGAGCGCCACCAAGGGUUAUCCCCAAGGUCUCCCCUUCCACUUGGGCGGUGGGGAACGGGGAUGGCGGUCGCUAACACCCCACGCAGGUGCAAGGCUGCACUGUUACAGCGUCAGGUCGCUAGCAUCCUUCAGGGAGCAGGCGGGAUGGACGGUUAAAGUGGAGAAGUGGAAGUUAAGCAUCCAUUUGAACCUUUUGGUUAUCAGAGCCUUGCAAGACAAAAGACAGGAUGAACGAUAUAAAAACUCGGAUUUAAAACUCUUUUCACCAUCGGGUUCGGAUUUGGAGAAAUAUGCAAGGGUUCUCCUCGAGGGUAACCUUUUUAAUAAAGCCACGUACUUACGAGGGUUCUACUUUUAG